CCGGACCGCCCGCCUUAGUCGCCUGUCCUGAAGCUCCGCAGCUCCAGCCUAAGGAUGGAGUCUCUCCCUGAAGCAGUCCUGAUCCGAAUCCUGGCUGCCAUACCUGCGGUGGAUUUGGUGCUGGCGUGCCGCCUGGUCUGCUGCCAGUGGAAAAACCUGGUUGAUGGAGCUGCACUUUGGAUCCUGAAGUGUCAGCAGGAAGGCCUCACUGGAGCUGAGUCACAGGAGGAUGCAGAGAACUGGCAAAACUUCUACUUCCUGAGUAAGAAAAGGAAGAAUCUCAUCAAGAACCCAUGUGGUGAAGAAGACUUGCAGCACUGGGGAGAGGUAGAGAAUGGAGGUGAUGGCUGGAAAAUUGAAGAGCUCCCUGGGGACUUUGGAACAGAAUUCCCUAGUGAAGAAGUCCAUAAAUACUUUGUUACAUCUUUUGAGUGGUGUCGAAAGGCUCAGGUCAUUGACCUUAAGGCUGAGGGCUACUGGGAAGAGCUGAUGGAUACAACCCAGCCUAAAAUUGUGGUAAAAGACUGGUACGCAGGACGCAGCGAUGCUGGCUGCCUCUAUGAGCUGUGUGUGAAGCUGCUCUCAGAGAACGAAGAUGUUCUGGCUGAGUACAAAAGUGAGACCAUUGCCAUCCCACAGGACAACGAUGCCAAGUGGACUGAGAUCAUCCACACCUUUUCCAACUACGGGCCCGGGGUCCGCUUUGUGCGCUUCGAGCACGGUGGGCAGGACACCCUGUUCUGGAAGGGAUGGUAUGGGGUCCGUGUCACCAACAGCAGUGUGACAGUGGAGCCGUAGCCUGCAUGCUGCAGAUGACUUCCCUCAGGGCAUCCCAUGGCCUUUGGAUGGUUCCUGCAUGGUGCUGCUUCCAGGCUGUAGAGCAUACAACCCUUCUGCGAGUGAAUGUGCGUGCAAGAUGCCAGGGGCACCGUCCAUGCCCCCUAAGGAGGACUAUGCAACUAAUGUGAAUAGAGCUGUGAGUACACCACAUGAGAGCCAGCCUCGCCACUCACACUCAUGUGCUCUGUCAGGCAUGAAGUCACCCCUGCAGACAUUACUUCUAGGCCAUCAACCCCUAGCACCCAGCCUGACCUAAAAACCCCUCCCAAUGUGCCUUCCCAGGCUUGGGUACCCCUUAAAUUUAAAGGGUACUUUGGGUGUAUUUUCUGGAAGUUAGAAUGGAAAAGGAAGGAAGGAAAAAGGAGGCGGGGAAAGACCCUGUGUCUUAGAACAUGGCACGGUAACCCAGAACCCUGCCAUGUCUCUGUCACCAACUGAUAAACAACAGAGGUCACUGCUUGCCACACAGGAGCUCUGGCUUGGCUGCUGAGCCCUGUUAGUUUGGUUUUUAGUGACAAUGCAAAGCAAUGGAGAAAUGGAGCCCUUACUGUUACACUGUUCCCAGCAUCUGUUCAUCUGGGAAAGGGCUGGGAACUGAAACUUCUGUGGUGUCCAGCCCUGGGGCUUCAGAUGGGUGACAACAGAGUGUGAUUGCUGGCAGAGAGACAAGGACUCAGGGAAACAGGUUAGAAGCAACCUGGGGAGAGGGUCCAGCAACAAAUGAAAACGAAGUCAUCUACUCCUUCCUGGUCUCUACAUGCUUCAUGCAACAAGAACCCUGGUCACCCAGAGCGGUUCCCUUCAGGCAGGAGACACUGCGCACAGAAAGCUGUUGUUAGCCCCAGUUGAUGUCAGUUCUUCCUACCCACUAGCAGUCUCUGUGGAAGGAGCCUGUCUGCCCCCACUCUAUAUGCUCCCUGCCCAGGCAGCACUUCACACCUACUCCCACUGGUGCCUCUUGAUAUCACUCAGGGCUGUGAGCCACCAUCCUGAACAAAGACACCUUGGCUGCCCUGAGCCCAGCCUGUCCCUGCUAGUCAGCCCUCUCAGAAGAGCAUCUCCUUAAUAGAGAUGGUGUUGCCUAGAGAGACAGGCACAUUUCAGUGUCCACCUGUCUCUGUCUUCCCCUCCUGGGCUGCCAGCACACACAUACUUGAAUGUCACUUUGCAUCAAAGUGCAGCAUCACAAGUGAAGGUUGCUGCUGCUGCAGCCAGAGAAGAGCUCCUGUGCCGCUUGCUUCAGGCACGCUGCGCUUCGUUGGGCUUUCUGCACCCUGCCCCUGGCUGCCUGGGGCACACUGGCCCUCAGACCACAGCUGUGCCAUGCUGGAGCCCAGGCAAACAUAAUAAAGUGACACUGUUGUGUGUGGAUCUUCCCUCGU
Messenger RNA from Dryobates pubescens (Downy woodpecker), 2222 nucleotides. It is a transcript of the gene FBXO2, whose product is annotated as F-box protein 2. The transcript is spliced from 6 exons. NCBI's taxonomy places the organism in Eukaryota, Metazoa, Chordata, Aves, Piciformes, Picidae. Gene Ontology annotation, cellular component: SCF ubiquitin ligase complex; cytoplasm. Bases 55 to 798 code for a protein of 247 amino acids. Gene Ontology annotation, biological process: SCF-dependent proteasomal ubiquitin-dependent protein catabolic process; glycoprotein catabolic process. The record is from RefSeq and is a predicted model, not a curated record. Gene Ontology annotation, molecular function: ubiquitin protein ligase activity; protein binding.